UGACAUACAAAUUUGCUUGCAAGUUAUACAUCAUAUGGCGACAAGCAAAAAAUAAAGCUGAAAGAAAAUUCCUUUAUAGCAAAUAUAAAAACACGAAGACGAAAAAAAGUGCAUUUGUUGCUAUUUUCAUUAAUGAUCUUUUUAUAAUGAAAAUAAACUGACCAAAAUAAUACUUUCUUAUUUCUUUUUUUUAUUAGCAAGUAAAUACAACGAAUCUAAGUGCAAAAGCGUCUUAGAGUCGAUGAGAAAGUGCUGUGAUAAAUUUGGAAGACUAUCCAAAGUGUGCCAAGGAUUUAUAAAAGAAGAAGAGAAAUUAAAGAAAAAUGGAUCAUAAUCAUCAAUGUUCUGCUCAGUAUAGUUCAUCUGUACAACAAUCAAUAGCUGAGAUGGAAUUUGAAAGGGGUAUUUGGGAACCUGCCGUGUCUGGUGACUAUAAUGAAGUAAAAAAAUUUAUAUCAAAGGGCGUUGAUGUAAAUAGGCCGGAUCAAUCAGGAUACACAGCCUUGCAUUACGCCAGUAGAAAUGGUCAUGAAGAUGUCUGCAGUUUAUUGUUAAAGCAUGGAGCCUUUGUAAAUGCUACCACAAGAAGCGGUAACUCGACCAGCUUACACAGAGCAAGCUCUACCGGAAAAAAGUCUAUUGUAGAAUUACUAAUUAAAAAUACGGCUGAAAUAAAAGCUAUAGAUAGCGAUGGAAAAACGGCUUUACAUAAGGCUGCCGAAAAUCAACAUAAAGACAUUAUUGAUUAUCUACUGUCAGUUUGUCCCGAGUUGAAAGAUGUUAAAGACAAUAAGGGAAAAUCUUUCGACUAUUAUCUCAAAAGUUGAAUAAUAACUACCACCUUGAUUAGCAAUUGCAGAUAUCCAUUUUAUUAACAAUCCAUGAAUAUUCCGCAAGUGCCAAACUAGGAAGAAGUCAUGUGACAAUAAAUAAAUAUAUUUCAUUAUUGUAAUAGUUUGUACAAUUUAGGAAAAAUAUAAAGUUUAUUUAAAGUUCCCAAAGUUCGUAUCUGAGCAUUCUUUAAUCUGGUCUUCGGUAUUCAAAAGAUCAUUUAAAGAUAAUCUCAUUUUCUGGGAGGUUUCCUGAUAACAAUUAAAAGCUAGAUUUUACAAAUAAACAAAGGAGAAUGACUGAUAAAUAUUUACCUGCAAUUUCACAUAUGUUAACUUGAUUUGAUCAUUAAGAUUCUUUAUUCUAUCGGCAGAUUUUAUGAAACUUUCACAUUUAUAAGAUACAAUAUCUGAUCUCAAUUUCAUAUUUUUUUCAA
Molecule: messenger RNA, 1267 nt
Organism: Dimorphilus gyrociliatus
Lineage: Eukaryota; Metazoa; Annelida; Polychaeta; Dinophilidae
Source: the annotation of a GenBank genome assembly